AUGCUAAGAUUUAAGGAUAAAGUUGUUUUAGUUACAGGUGGUACUACUGGAAUCGGCUAUGCUAUUGCUGAGAGAAUCGCAAGAGAGGGAGGUGAAGUUUUUAUCUGCUCCAGUCAACAAUCAAAUGUAGACGAAGCAAUUAAAAAAUUCAAGGAAAUGGGACUUAACAUUUCUGGAACAACUUGCAAUAUCUCUAAAUCCUAAGAUAGAAAGAAAGUCCUCGAAAUAAUUGAGUAGAAGCAUGGAAGACUUGACGUCUUAGUGUUGAAUGCAGGCAUUAGUAAUUAUGCCGGUAAAAAUCUUCUAAUUAACGAGGAAGCCUAUGAUGAGCUGUUCAAUGUAAAUGUUAAAUCUCAGUUCUUUUUCAUCAAAGAAGCCUAUCCAUUGCUUAAAAAAUCACCUAAGGAUGCAAAUAUUCUUGUAAAUUCAAGCAUUAUGGGGAAGAGCCCAGAUAAAUUCAUAGGAGUCUAUGCAAUGACUAAGGCUACUUUGAUUAGUAUGAUAAAGUCACUAGCUCAAGAAUUGAUACCAGAUAACAUUAGAAUAAAUGGAAUAGGUCCAGGUUUCGUUGAAACUCACAUGACAGAACCUAUUAAGAUGCUUUAAAAGUCAAGAAAGCAAGAACUUAAUCCAAAGAUUUACGGAUAGCCAAGCUAGAUAGCAUCAAUCGUUGCAACUAUGUGUUCAGAGGAUGGGAGCUUUGUCAAUGGAGAAACUUAUUUUAUGCAAGGAGUACUUGGAAAGAUUUGA
Stylonychia lemnae is the source of this 750-nucleotide messenger RNA. The record is from the annotation of a GenBank genome assembly. Lineage: Eukaryota; Ciliophora; Spirotrichea; Sporadotrichida; Oxytrichidae.